AUGGCCUUGCUUCAGCAGAUCCUCAAAGACCAUGAAGUGGUCACAACGGAGGAAGCAGUGACAUCUUUAGAGAUGCUGGCACAGGAAUAUCUUCUCCAAGAUGACUGUACUACGAUUGUCACAAAGCCAUUACUUCAGCGCGCAUAUGAGAGUGUUGUGGAGAAGAGCACCGCAACCGUGGCUGGGUCCUCUCAAAUAGCUGGAACGCUAGAACCGGACCAUCAUUUACACUUUAUCAACGCGUUCGAGAUGCCUCGAUGGCAUUACUCACAGGAGAGAAAGUCUUUUGAAAGGGCAGCUGCAAAGCCGAGUCUGGCAGGCUCAGCGGAAUCAAAGGCAGUGUUUCUGAGAGACAGGCAUAAUAUAAUCAAGCAAAUUGUUCUGAGAAACGAAAACUUCUCACCUCCUGCUUUUGCAGGCAAAGAUCGGGCAAAUUAUCUCAAGCUCACGUCUACCCGGAAUCUUCUGGGGAGGGCUGGCGGAAGGUUUCUUCUAUUUGGUAUGCUGACCAGAUCGCCAGAGGGAAGACUUUGCCUCGAGGACUUGGAUGGAGUUGUUCCAUUAGACAUUUCCGCAACGGGUCCUAGUGAAGGCUUCUUUACCGAGGGGUGCUUCGUCUUGGUAGAAGGGGAUUAUAGUGAUGAAGAAACGCUGGUCGUUGUCGCUGUGGGUCAUCCACCCACCGAGAGACGGCGUAUCGCUCGAGGUAUUUACGGACACGUCGAUUUCCUUGGCAAAGGAAACACAACAGUCCUGGAAGACGACAACUGGGCGAAACAAGCAGCUCGUCCAGAGAAUGCCGAUAUCACACUGCUUGUACUCUCAGAUGUUCACUUGGAUGACGAGAGGACGCUCAAAGGUCUUCGCAAGCUUUUCGAGCAGGCGGUCGAGGCAGAAGUCAUCCCGAAAAUUUUCAUUCUUUGCGGAGACUUCACCUCUGGAAACAUAAAAAACGACAUAGAGAUGGACCGUUACAAAGAUGGAUUCACAUCUCUUGGUGAUCUGAUUUUAGAGUUUCCGUCGAUCAAACGCUAUUCCCACUUCUUGUUUGUUCCAGGACCAAAUGAUCCUUGGUCAUCUGAAGUACUCCCUCGACGGCCUAUCCCCACGGCAUUCACAAACAGACUUGAAGCCAAGCUUCCAAAGACCGCCGUGUUCGCGACCAAUCCAUGUAGGAUCAAAUUCAUGGGACAAGAAAUCGUCAUAUUUAGAGAAAAUAUGAUGGGAAAAAUGAUGCGAAAUCUCAUUGGUGUCAAGCCCGAUCAAGAGAGUGGGGAUCUCAAGCGCUAUCUUGUACAAACCUUAAUUGAUCAAGCUCAUCUCUGUCCGUUAUCACUAACGGUCCAGGCAACCUAUUGGGAGUUUGAUCAAGCCCUUCGGCUGUACCCAAUGCCAACAGCCGUCGUAUUAGCAGACUCCUACGAGGCAUAUCAGCUAACGUACGAAGGCUGCCAUGUCUUCAACCCCGGCAGCUUCCUUACCAAUAACUAUGGGUUUUCGACCUUUUACAUGGCUACUUCGCGGUCUAUCCCAGGAGGCUUAGAAGGGUUUAAUAUGUAG
Molecule: messenger RNA, 1560 nt
Organism: Serendipita indica DSM 11827
Lineage: Eukaryota; Fungi; Basidiomycota; Agaricomycetes; Sebacinales; Serendipitaceae
Source: the annotation of a GenBank genome assembly